Molecule: messenger RNA, 1665 nt
Organism: Ostreococcus tauri
Lineage: Eukaryota; Viridiplantae; Chlorophyta; Mamiellophyceae; Mamiellales; Bathycoccaceae
Product: SUF system FeS cluster assembly, SufBD
Exons: 1
Coding region: 1-1665 (554 amino acids)
Biological process (GO): iron-sulfur cluster assembly
Source: RefSeq, a predicted model, not a curated record
AUGGCGCACGUCGCGACGACGUCCGCGCGAGCGAUCGAACGUCCCAGACACGCUCGAGCGCUCGAUCGUCGAGCGCGCACGAAGAAGUUCUCAGCGACGGCUCAUCGUGGGCACGCUCGCGAGAGGUUUUCACCGAGAUGCGACGCCUCCGCGAACGCCGGUGACUCGGAGACCGCGAGUGAGGGCACGGGAACGGUGCAAAUCUCUCCGGUGAGCGCCAAGGAGGAGGAGGUCGACCGCAUUCAGGAGAUGCUCAACAAGCCCUACAAGUGGGGGUUCAGCACGACGAUCGAGACGGAGACCAUUCCAGCUGGAUUGAGCGAGGACGUCGUGCGCAUGAUCUCGGCGAAAAAGAACGAACCGGAUUGGAUGCUCGACUUCAGAUUGAAAGCGUUCAGGAAGUGGCUGACGAUGGAGGAACCGGACUGGAGCGAUAACAGCUAUCCGCAAAUCGACUACCAGGGCGUAUCCUACUACAGCGCGCCAAAGUCAAUGGAAAAGAAAAAGAGCCUCGACGAGGUCGAUCCAGAAUUAUUGGCCACUUUCGACAAGCUCGGAAUCCCUCUAAAUGAACAGAAGCGUCUGACCAACGUUGCCGUCGACGCCGUCUUCGAUUCGGUGUCCAUCGGGACGACGUUCAAGGAGGAUUUGCUCAAGGCAGGUGUAAUUUUUUGCUCUAUCUCUGAGGCUGUUCACGACUAUCCGGAACUGGUCAAGAAACACCUCGGAUCGGUGGUUCCAGUUGCAGACAAUUACUUCACAGCGCUCAACAGCGCGGUUUUCAGCGAUGGGUCUUUCGUGUACAUCCCCAAGGGAGUCGUGUCGCCAAUGGAGCUGUCGACCUACUUCCGCAUCAACGCCGAAUCUGCAGGACAGUUUGAGCGCACCUUAAUCGUAGCCGAGGACGAUUCUUACGUCAGUUAUUUGGAAGGUUGCACCGCCCCGGCUUACGACGAUAAUCAGCUGCACGCUGCCGUCGUUGAAAUCAGUGCCGGAAAGAAUGCUGAGGUCAAGUACUCGACGGUGCAGAACUGGUACGCUGGAGAUGAGAAUGGUAAGGGUGGCAUCUACAACUUUGUCACCAAGCGAGGUUUGUGCAAGGGCGACAAUUCCAAGAUUUCGUGGACCCAAGUCGAAACGGGAUCGUCCAUCACGUGGAAAUACCCAUCUGUUGUGCUCGCCGGCGAUAACUCAAUCGGUGAAUUUUUCUCUGUCGCUCUGACGAACAACGCGCAACAAGCGGACACUGGUACUAAAAUGAUUCACAUUGGCAAAAACACUCGUAGUCGCAUUGUCAGCAAGGGUAUCAGCGCCGGGAAGAGUAAGAACGUGUACAGAGGUUUGGUGCAAGUCGGUCCGAACGCCGUGGGUGCACGCAACUAUUCUCAGUGCGACUCGAUGCUCAUCGGCGACAAGGCUGGUGCGAACACUUAUCCGUACAUUCAAGUCAAGGAACCGAGCGCUCGGGUAGAACACGAAGCUUCGACGUCGAAGAUUGGUGAAGACCAGUUAUUCUACUUCCAACAGCGUGGUAUCGAUCCGGAGGAAGCUGUCGGCGUCAUCAUCUCGGGUUUCUGCAGCGAGGUGUUCAACGAGCUUCCUUUAGAGUUCGCCGCGGAAGUGAACCAACUUAUGAGUCUCAAGCUCGAAGGUUCCGUCGGAUAA